Molecule: messenger RNA, 2211 nt
Organism: Paramisgurnus dabryanus
Lineage: Eukaryota; Metazoa; Chordata; Actinopteri; Cypriniformes; Cobitidae
Source: RefSeq, a predicted model, not a curated record
UUAGUACAUUGGGUGAACUAUCACUUUAAGUGGCAAUAUUCUGGACUGCUCAACAUAAUUGCAUAGACCAGUGAAACUGCUCCAUAACUUGUAGUCUGACCUUCAUUCAUGAACUUUAAGCAUGACAUUAAUACAGCGGAAGUCCUAGAUAUUCUAAGCUUGUGGUUUGAGAGAAAUAAUAUGAAUCUCAAUCUGUGCCUGUGCAUUCAUUUUUCUCCACAGAAGAAACACCCCACUCGUCUAGAGAGGUACACAAAACUUACUUCAGCAGCCAUCAAAAGGAAGUCAUCCACUGAAGGUUCUUUGGCCCCACCCUCCAAACAAACCAAGCUGUGGGAAACUCAAAGAGUGUCCCAGGCAAGUGUAGAUAAAGUAGUCCUCCAAUUUAUUGUCCAAGGCUUGCACCCACCACACAUUGUUCAGCAACAGGGCUUCAUUAAUCUUGUGCAACAUCUUCAGCCAAAUACAAAUGUCAUGACACGCAAUACUGUUGUCAACAAAGUCACAAAGGCCUCUUUUGAAAUGAAAAGAAAACUGAAAGCUGCUCUAAGUGGAAUUGAGUUCAUAGCAACAACAACGGACUGCUGGACAGCACACCGUUGCGGUUUCAUUGGUGUCACUGCACACUGGUUUUACCCCCAGACCAUGCAGAGAUCCUGUGCUGCACUGGCAUGCAAGCAGCUAAAAGGGUCCCACACCUUUUCUGCCCUGGCUGGUGCCCUAAAUGAUAUUCACACAGAAUUCAAUAUCAGAGAGAAGAUUGUUCGCACUACUACUGACAACGGAUCAAACUUCCUGAAAGCCUUCAGAGUUUAUGGGCAGACUGAUGAGAACAACAAUCCUGAACCUGUAGGAGAGGGUGAUGGAGAAGAGGAUGAUGGUGGGCAAAAUGAUGAUCACGAUGAAGAAGAGGAAAGCUUUGAGGGUGUGGAUUUUGUUGAUGCCGGAGCUCUGUUGGACGAAGAUGAUUACUUGGAAUACCAGCUACCCAAGCACCAUCGCUGCGACUGCCACCUCCUUAAUUUAGUAUCCACAGUUGAUGCUUCAAAAGCAGAAGUCAAUCCAUUGUACAAGCGUGUGUCAAGGUCCACAUUUGCCAAAUGCUCUAGCCUGUGGAACAAAAGUUCAAGAUCAACCACCGCAUCUGAAGUAAUUGAAGACCACUGCAAACUCCAACUCGUAAGGCCUGUUGGUACAAGGUGGAAUUCACUAUUCUCAGCUGUAGAAAGAAUAGUGAGAAUAACAAGAGAACAAGGCGAAGGAGCCCUCGCAGCUGUCUGCAGUGAACUAGAUACACCCAAAUUUACUCCAGUGGAACUUGCAUUUCUUGCAGAAUAUUCAAAGACAAUGAGCCCAGUUGCAAAGGCACUGGAUGUUCUUCAGGGAGAAACCAGUGUGCAGAUGGGUUGGUUGGUCCCCACCAUAACUCUACUAAGGACCAAGCUCCAGCACCUUCAGGUCACCUCCAAGUUCUGUGAACCUUUGAUUGCUGCACUUCUUUCAGGCCUUGAAAAACGAUUUGGCGAGAUGCUUGCUGAUCCAGAGCUGAUUGCCGCAGCCAUUCUAGUUCCUAAAUUUAAGACCUGCUGGACAAGUGACGAAAAUAUCCUCAAACUUGGCCUUGACUACAUCAAAAACCACUUGGACUGUCAGGCUGAGAAUAUCAUCAAUGAGGGCUCCCAAUCAUCUGAGGAAGAGGACUUCUUUUCCUCCUUGAAGAAGACCAACCCGCUUGAAACAACACAGCAGUUGGAUGCAUACCUGGGGUGCCCAGGAGACACAGUAGAGAUUAAGCUUUAUUUUGAACUCAAUCAGACUUCAGAUAUUAGCAGUCACACCUUGUGGGAGGCUUUCAAAGCAUUCAUUCGUGGCCAGUUGACCGAUCUAAUAGAGAGACAGCUUAGGCAAUGCAGACAGCAGUUUUUUGAGAAUGGAGACAAGGCUGGUAAGCUUUUGGCCUACCAGGCCCUAUCGGCUAGCACUUCGAGAUGGAUUUCUGCUGUUAGUUCUCCAACAGUUUCUACUUUAGCACAGCUUUUCAAUCACUCUUUUAAGGUGGGCUGCCUCCCUCCUACUCUAUCUGAGGCCUUUAUCUCUUUGUUCCUUAAAAAGGAUAGGGAACGACUUCUUGCGGUAGUUAAAGAGCACAGCACUGAAACAGCACUGCUCAGGGUGACAAAUGACCUUCUCAUGGCAGCUGAUUCCGGAUAA